AUGGGCCCUAGAAAAUAUGAGUGCGGGGAUGCGAAAAGAAAGAAAAAACAAAGAAUAGAAGAGUGUACAAACUCGCAAAAGGAUGAUAUUUUUAAAUUUUUUCCGCAUAUAAACCGAGUUCAAGAUGAAGUUGUAGUUGAAGAUGAAGUUGUGGCUGAAGAUGAAGUUAAUUUGGAAGAAGUACACGAGAAUGAGGUUGACAAUGAAGAAGGCAUUCAUGUUGUUGUCGAUAAUGAACAAAAGAUCCAAACAAAUAAUAUCGAAAUUGGAGACGCUAGUGGGCUACCAUUUGAAGAAGCAAAAGAAGAUACGGAACAGUUGAACAUAGACGACCCGGUAAAUUGGAUUAAGCUAGAUCAGAAAAUGAAGGACUUGAUAGUAGAAAGAGGUCCUAUACGAGCUGCGGAUAUCAACUUUGAGUACCCUCUUGAUGAUCAAGGUAGACAUUUCUCUUUUGUGCAUUAUACGCAACAACUAACAAAUGGAGAAAAACAAGAGAGGAAAUGGUUAGUCUACUCAAAACUUGGAGAUAAGAUAUUUUGUUUUUGUUGUAAAUUGUUCAAGCAAGAUGGAGUUAAAGUGCAAUUGGCCACGGAAGGUUUUAAUGCUUGGAAAAAUAUUUCAAGCAGGCUAAAGGGUCAUGAAUGCAGUAACGAUCAUAUUAUUUGCAUGUGUCGGUGGAUUGAAACUGAGACGAGAAUGCGUAAAAGAGAAACAAUUGAUAAAUCUUUGCAAGAAAAGAUGAAUAGAGAAAAGGACUAUUGGCGACAAGUCCUAUUAAGGAUAAUUGCUCUUGUUAAAACUCUUUCACAGCAAAACUUGGCAUUACGUGGUAGUAAUGAGACACUUUUCGAAGAUGGCAAUGGAAACUUUUUGAAAUUCAUUGAGAUGAUGGCAAUAUUUGAUCCUAUAAUGCAGGAGCAUGUCAGGCGAAUACAAAUGAGUGAGAUUCACACUCAUUAUCUUGGUCCCAAAAUUCAAAAUGAAUUGAUCCAAUUAUUGGCAAACGAGGUCAAGUGCACGAUAGUGGAGAAAAUAAAAAAAGCAAAAUAUUUCUCAGUUAUACUUGAUUGUACUCCAGAUUCUAGUCAUGAAGAACAAAUGACUCUUGUGAUUCGAUGUGUAGAUGUUACGGUAAGUCCAGUGAAAGUGGAGGAGUACUUCUUGGGCUUUCUCAAAGUAGAUGAUACCACAGGACUUGGACUUUUCAGCGAACUUGAAGAGGCGUUAAAAAAUCUUCAACUUGAUAUUAAAGAUAUAAGAGGCCAGGGAUACGACAACGGUUCUAAUAUGAAAGGAAGACAUAAAGGUGUGCAAAAAAGAUUAUUGGAUCGAAAUCCAAGAGCAUUCUAUGUACCAUGCGGCUGCCACAGUCUCAAUCUUGCACUCAGUGAUAUGGCUGGUUGUUGUUCACAAGCUUCAACAAAACGCUGGAGCAUCUUAAAAGAUAAUGUGAGUGGCCUAACACUUAAGCCAUUGUCACAAACACGAUGGGAAAGUCGCCUUGAAAGCGUAAAACCAUUACUUCUUCAAACCGAAGAAAUAAGGAAGGCUUUAUUGGAUUUGGCUAAUAGCAAUGAAGAUGGGCAGCAACCAGUGAGGCUCUUGGUUUCCAAGACUCUUCAAAAUGAAGAAAUGCAUAUGGAUGUUGCUUUGGAACAGUUGAAAGGACUCAUUAUUCUCUUCGAAAAAUACAGAGAAACCGGAUAUGAGAAGGCCAGGAAUGAAGCUGAAGUUAUAGCAAAAAAAAUGGCUCUUACAUCAUUAAGGGUAAGAUUUGAAGAUUUUCAAAAGUUUGAAGACAUGUUUGGUUUUCUGUGGAAUAUAAAAAAAUGGAAACUUGUCGAUGAUGAAAGCUUGGAGAGUAGUUGUAUGAAACUUGAAGAACAUUUGAAAUGUGGUACAUUAUCUGAUGUUAAUGGGCGAGAUUUGUUUUCGGAAUUGAGAAUGUUAAGAGAACUUUUGCCAAAAGAGAUUGAAAAGGCAAUUGGAGUAUUGAAUUAUUUGAAAGAAAUGAACACUUGUUUCCCGAAUGCAUGGAUUGCUUAUAGAAUACUCCUCACUGUACCUGUUACAGUUGCCUCUACAGAGAGAAGUUUCUCAAAGUUGAAGUUGCUUAAAUCUUACCUUCGGUCAACUAUGUCUCAAGAAAGACUGAAUGGAUUAGCUAUUCUAUCUAUUGAAAAACAUAUUACAGGGAAUCUUGAUUUUACGAGCCUGAUCGAUAAUUUUGCAGCUAAGAAGGGGCCUCGUUUUUCGUCUUUCCCCUUCUCCGCCUUGGGCCUCUCGGACUCUAGGACCGGCCCUGACCCACAGUCAUAUUUGUCGAAUUCCGGCCACCCACAGUCUACUUCAACCAAAUCCGACCACCCCAGUGAAUUACGCUCCGGUUCCACCACCAACAGCCGCCGACGAAGUGUUUCAGAUGAAAACCCGGGUCUUUGA
Molecule: messenger RNA, 2445 nt
Organism: Erythranthe guttata (spotted monkey flower)
Lineage: Eukaryota; Viridiplantae; Streptophyta; Magnoliopsida; Lamiales; Phrymaceae
Molecular function (GO): protein dimerization activity
Source: RefSeq, a predicted model, not a curated record